UCAAACUGCAUAGUGCUCAGAUUGGGUUAGAAUAGCUAUCAGACUGGACACAUGUGAAUCCAUGGAUCGAUGUUGAUUAUUUUUUAGUUUUCAUAUAUGAAUCCAUGGCAGAAAUAAUUAAGGAAAAAGAAGAAAUCCAAGAAUUUCUAAAAAAUCUAGGAAUUGAAUAUCGAUUCAGUUGUUAUUCAGAAAAAAAUCCUCAAGGAUGUCAACUAUUAGGUGAUUAUUUAUCUCAAAUAGAUAAUGACUAUGAAAAAGCCAACAAAGUUUAUAGAGAAAAUUGCGAUGAACGUAAUUAUGGUCGAAGUUGUUCGAGUUAUGGAAUGAAUCUGUUGAAUGGUCGAGGAUUUACAAAAAGACAUCGAGAUUUCAAAGCUGCGUUAAAAUAUUUCACCAAAGCAUGUGAAUUGAACGAUGCGACUGGUUGUGAUUUUGCUGGAAAAAUUCUUGCCGGUUUUGAACAACCAUUACUAAAAUAUAUUGAACCAGAUUUUGAAAAAGGUUUAAGUUAUCUAGAACGUGGCUGUAAUCUUGAAUCUUCCGGACAAUUAUUUGAAUCAAGUGAAAGCUGUUAUGCAGCUGCUUUUAUGUAUGCAUCAGGUAUAAAAGAUAAGCUACCACAUAAUAACGAAAAAGCCAUCAAAUUCGGAACAAAAGCUUGUGAUUUAGGAAAUAUGAAUAGUUGUAAAUUAGUAUCGAUUGUUUAUAAACGUUGCAAUAACGAAGAAAUGUCCGAAAAAUUUAUGGCCCAUUAUGAACGAUUAAAGAAACAAGUUACCGAAAAUGUUAGCAUUGAAAUGCAACGUACAUAAUGUGUUUGUUACAUUUUUUCCUUUGUUGUUAUUUAGCAUAUGUAUAGUUUUUCUUUCUUU
Messenger RNA from Dermatophagoides pteronyssinus (European house dust mite), 872 nucleotides. It is a transcript of the gene Coa7, whose product is annotated as Cytochrome c oxidase assembly factor 7. Gene Ontology annotation, cellular component: mitochondrial intermembrane space. Lineage: Eukaryota; Metazoa; Arthropoda; Arachnida; Sarcoptiformes; Pyroglyphidae. The record is from RefSeq and is a predicted model, not a curated record. Gene Ontology annotation, molecular function: protein binding.